CCAGUCGAACGGUUUUAUCCCCGCCCGAUCAUGACCUUCCCGGCGGAAUCGUCUCCGAUAUCUCGGCUGCUUCCCCUCCCUCUCCUCAGGUGAAUCAAUCAAUCGCAACCGUUAGAAGCGGAACCCCAUCCGAACCCCCCUUGCCAGCCAUAACCAAUUUGCAUCUUGCCCAGAUGAUCCAUACGGCCACUACUAAGCAGUCCGAAUGGAUGAGUAACCUGAUCCAACUGCAGGCGGCUCAUAUGGAGCGGAUGGAACAGAUAAUGAGCAGGCUCAUUAAGCCUAACCCAGCUCCUGCUCGGCCUGCCCCUGCAUCGUUUCCACUCUUACCUGCCCCAGCUGCUCCAGGGUCCUCGCCUCAGUUCCCUCAUCUAGCUAAUCCAGCAGGGAAGAUCGAAUGCUUUAACUGCAAGCAGCCCGGGCAUUUCGCCCGGGAAUGUCCGCAGCCGAAACGUAAUCAGCCUCCCCCUACGGCGGCCACCGUCGCCCUUAAUCAGGGACGAGUGGGCGCUCUGAUGGAUACGGAUCAAGGAAGGGAACUUGUGGCAUAUGCCACAGAACAACCCUCCCCUUCGAUGGCAACGACAUCGACAUCGGGAGCUUCUUCCCCCGACGCUGCUGAAGUGGUCGAUCCUCUCGAGUAUCUCCAUCUCGCAGGCAUGAUCGGAGCGAUCCGAUCAGUCCCAGAUGAUCUCGAGUGGGUCGAUCGCGAAUCCAAUCCAGGACCGCAGUUUCGGACAGGAGAUAUUGACGUACUGAGAACACUCAAGCAGUUAGACAUUCGCGUGCCCGUCCCAGUGGGACAUAUGCUCACCAUAUCUGAAGUGGCGAACGAUAAGCUUCUACAACAAUGCCAAAAAAAUAAAAAACGUUUCACUUAUCAACGCAUACAACGGAUGUUGAAGAAGAAAGAAGAAAGCGAGGAAGUCGUACCCCCUGUGCGUGACACGAAAAAGCCGGAACCUGAAGCCGCACGUAUAGCAGCGAUCUCUUUAGCAGAAAAAGAUCACUUCGUACAAGCUCGGCCGGUGCUAUGGAAAAGUGCGGAAUGUGACUGUGAAGUAUGGGGCAAACCGUUUGAUGCCCUUAUUGACGCAUGGUCUUCUGCCUUGGCCAUAUCAUUGGAUAGUGUCAAAAAGACGGGACGACUGGGAUCCAUUCUUCCUCAAUUUGGCAAAGACAAUUAUGUCUCUGCCGACGAGGAAGCAAUGAACAUCGUAGGCAUUAUCGAGAAUGUGGCCGUAAAAGUUGGACGAGUACACGUCCUUGUUAACGCGCUCGUAAUAGAUGUACGAUCCGAUUCUGUGUUGUUGGGAUUACCUUGGGCGAUGGCGGUGGGCACACGUCUGCAUUUCGAUUCGAAACAAUUGGUGCUCACACAAAUUGGGGGAAAGCCUCAGGCUGUUCCUCUGCGGGUUUUCACCCGAACGAUAAAACGGGUUCCUAACUCUCCCCAAAUAGGGAUGAUCCGAUACAUUGAUCCCGAURMAUGCUCUCCCUCGCGCCUCGGGGAUGAAAUCAGGGAACAAGAACAUGAAGAAGAGAUGCCUAGCGAAGAAGAAUGRAAGCAUMUGGUUGAACUUUUCGAACAUGAAAUCCCCGAAGAGUUUCAAGUGUGCCCCRACACCACCCGAAGCUUCCACGUAGAUUYCCAGGASAAUGCAUUCACGCCUCUAACAACCCAGGUCAGUCCUUCAGUCCUCCUCGGAGAACCCAUAUUGCAAGUUUUCGACCUGGUUGAUGAUUUGGAACCCCCUCGCACAUUGUACGAGGGAGCUCUUUCCUUACGAACGCGUUAUCAACAAACGGAAAAGUAUCUGGAUGUCUCUGUUUUUCCGCCACGAUCGUUACUAACGACAGGAGCUACCAUCGCCUUGAUUAAACAAGAGGCGGAAACACCGGUAAGUGACGUGCCUAAUCUGAUGCAAGAAAUGACGGAUCUAACAGGGCUAGCUGUGGAACCAACUUCGGUUGGCUCAGAGACCGACGUUGAAACUAAAGAAACGGAGAUGAUCAGCCCCGCUGAGUCCCAGAUGAUAGCAACUGUCUUUUCAGUUCGCACCAGUAGUUCUGUUUUCUCUAGUGUCGGUGACCGGCGGAAACAGCCGAUUGAUUGGGUCGAUAUGGCCCUCAAGAUUUCCGGGGAAUCAACAAUCCCCCUCCCGAGUCAUGUUCCUACGGAACUCCGGAAGUUAUUAAUCCGUGUGUUAAAUGGUUACGCAGAAGUACUGAGCGUGCACGAUAAUGAUAUCGGCUUAACUAAUGUGAUUGAGCAUGCCAUCCUCACAGGAGAUCAUCCGCCCAUUAGCUGCGCUCCCUAUCGAUACUCGCGAGCUCAAAGAGCGGCCGCUUUUCAGAGGAUUAAGGAGUUUGAAGCUAAUGGAUGGAUCGAACCUGCCAUAGGUCCGUGGUCUUUUCCCGUAGUAAUUGUACAUAAAAAGGUCGGACGGAUUCGCAUUUGCAUUGAUUAUCGAAAAUUGAAUGAUAUCACGAUUAAAUAUGUGUAUCCCCUCCCUCGGAUUGAUGAGUUAUUGGAUGCGAUUGGGGGUGCUCAAUUUUUCACCAAGUUUGAUGUUCGUCAUGGGUUCCAUCAUCUUCUUGUCCGGGAGGGAGAUCGACCGAAAACAGCGUUUGUGCUUUUCGAAGGUACGUGGCAAUGGAUUCAAUGUUCGAUGGGUAUCUGCAACGCCCCUACGACUUUUCAGUGGGCCAUGAACAUGGCUUUUCAGAAUUUCGUACGGAAGACUCGUCUAGCGCAAAGCAUCAUCAACUACUGCGUGAUUGUGUACAUGGAUGACAUCCUAGUGUAUUCGAGCUCCUACGAGGGACACGUGCAACACAUCGAAUGGGCACUACAUGCGUUACGAGAUGCAGGUUUCAAGGUGGCGCUUGAGAAGUGUCAGUUUUUCCUCACCACCAUUUCUUUCCUGGGGCACGUGGUGACAGACAAGGGACUCCAACCGGAGCCGCAGAAGGUGGCAGCUGUCAGGGACGCGCCAGUACCUACCACUGUCACGCAAGUUCGCGCCUUUUUAGGCAUAGCCUCGUAUUACCGAAGAUUUAUCAAGGGCUUCGCGGCGACUGCGGGACCCCUCACAAAUCUCUUGCGAAAGGAUCAGCCGUUGAUCUGGACGCCGGAGUGCGAUCAAGCGUUUUCCAAACUCAAGGCUGCUCUCAUUUCGGCUCCGAUCCUUAUAAGACCAGAUCCCAAAAAGCCUUUUGUUCUCAUCACCGACUGGCAGCCAGAGGCGAUUUCGGCGAUCCUUGCCCAGGUGGGACCAAGCGGACUCGAGAGUGUGGUAGAGUAUGCGUCCAAAUCAGUMCCCGCCUGCAAGGGCAACUACGCCGCUCCGACGGGAGAAUGCUACGCGGCUCUCUGGGGAAUCAGUCACUUCCGUGCUUACCUGUACGGGGGAAAAUUCACCCUGGUGACUGAUCAUGAGCCCCUGUUGGCUCUGAAGAAGUCGAAGGAUUACUCGGGCAUGAUCGGGCGAUGGGCAACGGUGUUGCAGAGCAUGGACUUCGACAUUCGUCAUUGAAAGCACGAGAGACACGGGAAUGCGGACGGACUGACACGACUGCACCGGCCUGAGAAGGUUCCAAAAGGUGAGGAGGUAAUUCCAUGGAACGAACCCGAACAGGAGAUCGGGCCUCGGUAUGGCCAAGUGGAGAUCUUAUCGAAGCAGUAAGUAACAAGAGGACUAAUUUGCCUGCUCUACUCUCUCCACCAUUCAGUCAUGUCUCUCGCCUUCUGUCAUCAUGACUACCCCGCCUGCCUCCUCAACCCCUUCUUCUCCUACUAAUUCUGCCCCUCUCACUUCCUCGGCUUUCUUCGCCACCCUUCCCGAUAAAUUCUGCUAUUUUUG
Molecule: messenger RNA, 3866 nt
Organism: Chara braunii
Lineage: Eukaryota; Viridiplantae; Streptophyta; Charophyceae; Charales; Characeae
Source: the annotation of a GenBank genome assembly